UGUCAGUUUGUCACGUGACUGUGAGCUGGAGGAAAGACAUAAAAAAACAGAAAUGUCAUCUUUGUUCUCUGAAUGUUUGUGAAGCCGCUUUGCAGACGACUUCGUGUGUGUGACUAGCCUGAACUGACGCCACACCUGACAGUAGGUUGUAAGAGGAGUAUGCAGCUCAGUGCUCUUUGUUCAUAACAACACAAUCCACCUGCUGAUAAUGACUGUGCAGAUGGGGAUCCUGCUUUUGGCUCUGCUGGGCCUCGGCGCAGCGCUCGUCUGUCCUGAUGGAGGCAUGUGUCAGGAUAAAAACACCUGCUGCAUGAACAUCGUGGGAGGAUACGGAUGCUGCCCACUUCCUCAUGCUGAGUGUUGCUCAGAUCGCCUCCACUGCUGCUACAAGGACACAGUUUGUGAUCUCGUCCACUCCAAGUGCGUCAACAAGACCGUUUCUCUGCCCUUGAUCAGACGAGUUCCCACCAAACAGGCCCUGCUCGUCCCUCAGCUCGAGGAACGAGUAAAAGCAGUCAUGUGUCCGGACCAGCAGUCGGAGUGUCCGGAUGACACCACCUGCUGCCAGCUUCUGGACGGCUCCUGGGGCUGCUGUCCGUUAGUGAAGGCAGUGUGUUGUGAGGAUAAACUCCACUGUUGUCCCGAGGGAACAAAGUGUGACAUCGCUCACUCGAGGUGUUUGUCCGCCUCACUCGAGUCCUUCCCCAUGCUGCAGAAAAUGCCCGCCAGGAGGAGGGACAAUGCUACAGCCUCUGCGGUCACUUCAGUCACCUGUCCAGGUGGAAGAAGCAGCUGUCCUGAUCAAUACACCUGCUGCCUGUUGCUCAGUGGAGACUACGGCUGCUGCCCGUAUCCAGAGGCCAUAUGCUGCAGCGAUCACCUCCACUGUUGCCCUAGCAACACAGUAUGUGACCUUGAGGGUGGUGUCUGCAAGUCUGGCGAGGUGCAGCUUCCUCUGCUGAAGAAGAUCGCAGCUGUCCCUAAUGACGUCGAUUGUCCAGACAAGACAUCGGCGUGUCCGGACCAGACAUCAUGCUGUCGGAUGACAAGCGGCUCUUACGGCUGCUGUCCGAUGCCCGAUGCCGUCUGUUGUUCAGAUCACAUCCACUGUUGUCCUGCAGGAACAGAGUGUGACCUCGUCCACAGCGCCUGUAUGUCGCCCCAAAGAGAGACCACCGAGAUCGUCAAGAUCAACGCUGCAGAGACGAAGCUGAUCGCAGUACAGAGAAAUGAUAACUCUAAAGUCACUUCUGUUCCCUGCAACGACUCUGUGGCCUGUGCUGACGGGUUCACCUGCUGUAAAUCAUCAGCGGAGCAAUGGGCGUGCUGUCCACUUCCAAAGGCCGUGUGUUGUGACGACCACCUGCACUGCUGUCCUCACGGCACCCUCUGUAACCUGGCUGAAUCCACAUGCGACGAUCCCGUUGGCAGCACCGUGAUGCCCUGGCUUACAAAAGUUCCCGCCUUCCCUCUGCUGACUGAGAACAGCAGGUGUGAUAAAUCCACGUCGUGUCCGGGAAAAGCCACCUGCUGCAAGACGGCAGGCGGAGGCUGGGCGUGCUGUCCUCUGCCUCAGGCUGUGUGUUGUGAUGACCACGUCCACUGCUGCCCUCACGGUACCGUCUGCAAUCUGGCUGAAAGUUGUGACGACCCGUCGGGUUUCCUCCCGUCCCUCCCGAUGGUAGAGAAGGUGUCGGCCCUGAUCUCAGACGUCCAGGACGAGAAAUGUGACAAGCAGACAAUGUGUCCCGGAGGAACCACCUGCUGUAAGGGAGACUCUGCAUGGGCGUGCUGCCCCCUACCUCAGGCUGUGUGCUGCAGUGAUCGUGAGCACUGCUGCCCAAAAGGCUAUAGGUGUAAUGUAGCUGAACAGACGUGUGAUAAACCUGGAGCCCUCAGUCUGCCCUGGCUGCAGAAGAUCCCCGCUCUACAUACGGAGAACAGUCCGGCUGUUUCCGCUCCACCUCCUCCGGUCAGGAACAUGUGUGACGCCCAGACCAGCUGCCCGAAGGACACGACCUGCUGCUUCAUGGACAAGACGCAGAAGUGGGGCUGCUGUCCUCUGCCAAAUGCCGUCUGCUGUAAGGACGGGAACCACUGCUGCCCCAGCUCUCACACCUGUGAACCUCACCGCUCCUCCUGCUCAAAGGGCCCUCAUGUCAUCCCCUGGUUCACUAAACUGAGCGCUCUGACCGAGCCGUCCGCUGUCACAGACGUCAAAUGUGACGACAAGAGCAGCUGCGCUUCAGGAACGACCUGCUGUAAGCUGGAUUCAGGAGAGUGGGGCUGCUGCCCGCUGGUGAAGGCGGUUUGCUGUGCAGACCACCAGCACUGCUGUCCGCAGGGAUACACCUGCAACAUGCACACAGGAACGUGUGAGAAGAAGAGCAACGACGCCCUCAUCAGCACCCUCCGUCAGAGUGAAGUGGUACAGUCCGAGCCUGCGGUCACAGAGGACGACGCAGACGUACCAUGUGACACCAUGGGGGUGUAUCACUGCCCCGGGCGAGACACAUGCUGCAGGAUCUCAGACACAGAGUGGGCCUGCUGCCCCUCGCCCAAGGCUGUGUGCUGCUCGGACUCAAAGAACUGCUGUCCCGCAGGAUUCUCGUGUGACCUGAAGUCUCAGAGUUGCGCCCCGCACUCCCCGCUGACCUGGGACUCUUUGUUCGGGGACCGCAAGAAAGACUUUAACAGAGCUGGACUUUAACCCUGCGUUAGACGUUAGCUUUAACAUCAUCAACGUGGACACACACCACAUCGUCCCGUCUACACUCCUGACUUCGGUUUGGUCAUUAAUGGAAAUGAAUUUACAAAGUUUCUGCACUCGUGUUUAUUUUUUUUGGUUUGUAGGUGUUGAGGAAACCCGCAUUCAGGGGACUCCACAGCCUCUCUUUAGGUGAGCGCAGUGUGCAGGAUUCUUUAAUGUAUUUAUCAUGAUGACACUUACUCUCUGGAAAUCAAACAAUUACGCUAACCGUGCCAGGUGAGAUCUCCACCUGAAGAUUUGUUUUAUUCUGUUUUUCUUAUUGCCAAUGAAAUGUGAAAAAAAGACCAAAACUGACGAGCUAUGAGCCACCUUCUAACUUCUCGUCUUGUCUGUUAUGCUCAACUCUUAACCAGUAACUUUCUACUUGCGUUUAUCGAGUUCUUUCUGCCGUCGUGUGGUUCAUGGCCUCAUGGUAGCUAACCUCGCAUCCGUCUGAAACGAAGCGAUUUUAAAGUCAUUUUAGCAAAUUGUGAAAUUUGUCUCCAGGAAACAGAUUAAAGAGAUUUUAAAACACCUUUUUUAAUUUGCAGUUUUGUUAUUUUAAACGGCUUUGACAUGACUUUAAAAAGCUUCUUUUUGGGUGGUGCUGGUAGCCUGGUAGUUGGUGGGCAUGCUCCAUGUACAGAGGUGUUGAUUCUCCAAGAGGGCGGAACAGGUUCAGGUCACAACUGAACUGUUUCCACCUGUUUCCCUCUCUCUCUCUCUCUCUGAUUUCUGAUUCGAUCCUGUCUCUAAAUAAAGAUGUAAAAAAAAAAGGCCCAAAAAUUGUUCUUCUUUGCAGACAAACAGGAAGUUUAGUAGAUCUAGUAAGAAUCAGGGGCAGCAGACUUUGUGAUGCUUUGUGGGUUCUUGAUACUGAAGGAAAAUGGCGCCCAAUGUAGGGAUGUGGCUCUCUUCACUGAUGUGAGGCGCUUUACAUCAUGUACAGGACACAUCAGGUUCUGGAUGCAUACUAAACUAUUCUUUGUAGAAACAUUAAUUUCUAGUUUUGGUCUUUUCAUUGGAUUGUUUUGACAACAAGAAAAUGAACAAAAUAUCGACUUCUUUAUUUUCUGAGUAUCAAUCAUUUAAAGUGAGGGGGUUUUUCCCAGUGCGGUUGUAUUUCCCUGCGAUAAAAUAAUCAUACAUUUGCCUUUUUAUUGGAGGAAACGUCCGGUAUGAUAGCCUAAAUCUUGUUAGGCACAGUGUCCACCGAGCUGUUAUUUUCUGGGCGCUAGCGUCUUUUGUUCCAAUUGUUUUCAAAGAGUAGAGUUUGCAGCAGGAGGCAGCCGCCCGGAGAAAAAGUGCAGCACUCAGCGUCUUUUUUCUGAGCGCUUUGCCUUCUUUUGUGGAGCCGCUCUGAGCGCUUGAGUUGAAAAUCCAAAUGAUAUUCCACAUAUUAUUAACGGGGCCUAAGUUGUUUUGAAGUCAUUUCUCUCUUUGUGUCUCUGCGUGUUGAGGAAGCUGCUCUUCUCUUCUAAAGUGAAGUUGUUCUGGUUUUAUGAUGAAGUGUAAUGAUUCCUUAAGUUUGUCUGUGAUUUAUUUUAAGAGUUAUCAAAUUGAUAAACUGUGAAGGAAAACGUCAUGUGAAGCAGCGAUAUAGUGUUUUACAAUUUGGAUGCUUCAGUUUUUGUUUUUGUUUUUUAUCUGAUGAUUUUAUCUCAAUUAAAAACAUCUUCUCCAUCAUCGUGUUUAAUUCACUUUUAAAACAGAAUUGUGUCAUGAAAUAAACAAUGCUCACCAUC
This is a messenger RNA of Labrus bergylta (ballan wrasse), 4494 nucleotides long. NCBI's taxonomy places the organism in Eukaryota, Metazoa, Chordata, Actinopteri, Labriformes, Labridae. The record is from RefSeq and is a predicted model, not a curated record.